AAGGCUCCUCCCUCCCGGUGAAAGGCAGACUGCGGGGCGCCUGGAAACCGGUCGGAGGGAGCGCGGCGCGGCGAGGGGCGCGGGCUCGAGGGGCCGGCACAAAUGGUCAGGCGGCGGCGGCGGCGACGGAGGCGGCGGUAGUCGGAGGCGCGGCGGGCGCUGCCGCCGGUGCGGGCAGAGCUGCGCGCCGCGGCCGCGCGAGUGGCGGCCGGGGCUGCCCCGUCCCUGCCCGCCGCUCCCUUCAUGAGUCGCAAGUUCGGGCCGGGAGGAGCAGCGACAGCGGCGGGGAGACGGGAGCCCGGCUGGGCAGGCGGCACCGACUGAGCAUGGCUGAGCGGCGCGGGCCGGCGGCGAGCGGCGGCGGGGAAGUUGACGGCGGACGGCGGGCGGGCGGCGGCGGCCGGUGCCCGCGGCCGCCGCCGCCGCUGCUGCUGCUGCUGCUGCUGCUGUGGGCGGCGGCGCUGCCGGCCGGGGGCCAGCCGCCGGCACCGCAGUACAACGGCGAGCGGGGCAUCUCCAUCCCGGACCACGGCUACUGCCAGCCCAUCUCCAUCCCGCUCUGCACCGACAUCGCCUACAACCAGACCAUCAUGCCCAACCUGCUGGGCCACACCAACCAGGAGGACGCGGGGCUGGAGGUGCACCAGUUCUACCCGCUGGUGAAGGUGCAGUGCUCGGCCGAGCUCAAGUUCUUUCUCUGCUCCAUGUACGCCCCGGUGUGCACCGUGCUGGAGCAGGCCCUGCCGCCGUGCCGCUCCCUCUGCGAGCGGGCCCGCCAGGGCUGCGAGGCCCUCAUGAACAAGUUCGGCUUCCAGUGGCCCGACACGCUGCGCUGCGAGAAGUUCCCGGUGCACGGGGCCGGCGAGCUCUGCGUGGGCCAAAACGCCUCCGAGCGCGGCACCCCCACGCCCGCCCUGCGCCCCGAGAGUUGGACCAGCAACCCCCACCGCGGGGGCUCCGGCGGCGGCUCUGGGGGCUCGGGACCCGGUGAGUCCCGCGGGCGCUUCUCCUGCCCGCGGGCGCUGAAGGUGCCCUCCUACCUGAACUACCGCUUCCUGGGGGAGAAGGACUGCGGGGCGCCCUGCGAGCCCGGCCGACUCUACGGGCUCAUGUACUUCGGGCCCGAGGAGCUGCGCUUCUCCCGCACCUGGAUCGGCAUCUGGUCGGUGCUCUGCUGCGCCUCCACCCUCUUCACCGUCCUCACCUACCUGGUGGACAUGAAGCGGUUCAGCUACCCCGAGCGGCCCAUCAUCUUCCUCUCGGGCUGCUACACGGCUGUGGCCGUGGCCUACAUCGCCGGCUUCCUCCUGGAGGAGAGGGUGGUCUGCAACGAGCGCUUCUCUGAGGACGGUUCCCGCACUGUGGCGCAGGGCACGAAACGGGAGGGGUGCACCAUCCUCUUCAUGAUGCUCUACUUCUUCGGCAUGGCCAGCUCCAUCUGGUGGGUCAUCCUCUCCCUCACCUGGUUCCUGGCUGCCGGCAUGAAGUGGGGCCAUGAGGCCAUUGAGGCCAACUCCCAGUACUUCCACCUGGCCGCCUGGGCCGUUCCGGCCAUCAAGACCAUCACCAUCCUGGCCCUGGGGCAGGUGGACGGGGACGUCCUCAGCGGUGUCUGCUUUGUGGGCAUCAACAAUGUGGAUGCCCUGCGGGGCUUUGUGCUGGCCCCCUUGUUCGUGUACCUGUUCAUCGGCACCUCCUUCCUGCUGGCCGGCUUUGUGUCCCUCUUCAGGAUCCGGACCAUCAUGAAGCACGAUGGAACCAAGACGGAAAAGCUAGAGAAGCUCAUGGUGAGGAUAGGCAUCUUCAGCGUCCUCUACACGGUUCCGGCCACCAUCGUCAUUGCCUGCUAUUUUUAUGAGCAAGCUUUUAGGGAACAGUGGGAGAGGAGCUGGGUCACGCAGAGCUGUAAGAGCUACGCCAUCCCCUGCCCCAACAACCACAGCAGCCACCACCCGCCCAUGAGCCCCGACUUCACCGUCUUCAUGAUCAAGUAUCUUAUGACCUUAAUCGUGGGCAUCACCUCGGGCUUCUGGAUCUGGUCUGGGAAAACCCUGAACUCCUGGAGAAAGUUCUACACCAGGCUCACUAACAGCAAGCAGGGUGAGACCACCGUCUGAGACCCCCAUCUGCUGGGUCAGGGGGACAGUGGGCAGCCGGAGGACCGGGGCACUGCCUUGCCAAGCAGCUCCUUAUCCAGCCUGGGCAAACUUUGGGGACCACGAGUCGCUUCCGCAGGCGGCAGGGAGCAGAGAACGAGCCAGAUGGGGACCCCCGCUCCCGGGUCUGCCCGGCUCUGCCCUACCUGCUCCUCCCGGGCUGUCUCCUGUAGGAACUGAACACAUUGGCAGGUUGGGGGAGAGGGAUGUAAAUAGCCUCUGUAAGAUUUUGUAAGUAUAUUUGUAUUUAAAUUACAAAAAAAAAAUCUCACUUUUUUAAUUAUUUAGGACACUUUUAACCCGUUUGCGGAUUUUGCUUUCUCGCCCCCCCUUUUUUUUUAAUUUAAAAACAAAAAGAAAAAAAGAGGCGUUGGAUUUUUAUUUUGUAGGGCAGGAUGGGAAAAGCUGCCGGUAAGAGUAACCAAAACAAACCCCUUUCUUCUCCCCCACGAGGUUUUGCAUUGGCUUUGCUUGUGCUUUCAGCUGCAUGAGCCGCGGGGCCCGGAGCGAGGCUGCUGCCGCUGCCGGGGGCGCCUCCCGGGGCGGGCUGGGCCGCGGGCCCGGCUGGGUGUGCGGCGGGGGAGGUGGGGUUGGCUUGGGGAGGAGCGGCGCUUCCCGCCGCGGCCCCGGCCCGUGUGGGGGCAGACCUCGCUGUCCCCGCACGGAGCGGAAAGGCAGCCGCCCGGGCAUGGCACGGGGUCGGUGCUUCGCCUCGGCCAGCCACAGCGGAGCCCAGUGCCGCUGAGCCAGGCGGGAUCCGCCGGGCCCUUUUUGGGGGGUAGAGACAACAUCCAGCCCUACCCGGCCUUUUGUGGAGGACGACCCUCCCCGCAGUGCCCGGGGCUGGGCUGCCGGCUGCCCUCUUCGCGUCUUGUACAACUUAUUUAAGCGUAGUUCAAGGGGAGCUGGCCUGUUGUGUUGUAGGAGUUGAGGUUCCACAGCGACUGCACCUGUAGCACGUCCGAUGGCUGAGGAGGUGCGUGGGGACACGGAUGGGCCGACCUUCCCGCCUGGUGUGUGUGCUGGAGCCCCUGCCCGGUGGCGGGAGCGGGGUCGCCGCCCGGGGCGCCCCGCAGGGACUGCGCUGCCGCCGGCCCGCUCCCGCCCGCCGGGCUGCGCUGCCUGCGCUCGGCCGGAGCAGGAAAUACGGGAUCAGGAGCAAAAGCUUCGUCGGAAUGUUUUUAUUUUUUCCUUCUUAAUUAUAUCGACAAGCUGGCUCUGCAUUUGUGAAACAUUGGAGCCAUUGCCAUUCCCCUGAAUUUUAAUUCAUUGAUGUUUUAGUUCAUUACACAUCAUGAGGGUGUGAUGACUUUUGCUAGUAGUAAAAGCAAAGAAAGGGAAAGCAGAAAACCAGAAUGUUUAAGCGCUCUGGUGUGAUGUGAACCCAUAAAGAGCCUCUCGUGUCUUCCCCCCUCCCUUUUUUUUUUUUUCAGUACAGUAAUAACGUUUCAUACUGCAAAGAAAAGAUACCAUGUGUGCAGUAUAUCUACUACCUUGUAUGCUCCUGGGUUGUGUGGGAUUGUGCUUAAUAAAUAAAAAAAGAGGUUAAAAAUGAAACUGUAACUUUCAACAGAUGCAUUUGAAUAUUUAGUCCUCUGUAUGAAAACCAGCAGAAUGCAUUUCCUCUGAUUGUAUUGUUUUAAACUUUUUUAUAUUACAAAUGCCUGUAUUUAGGUUCGUAAACAUUAUCUAUGGCUACCAUACCCUGAAAUGCAAAAUUAUUUGAAUUUGGUAUGCAUUUAUUUCUGUUCAUUAUCACAAGAUCAUCUAUAUUUAUAGAGGAAUAGAAAUUUAUAUAUAUUAAAUACCAUAUUUUUAAUUUCUCUGAAAUAAAUUGAGGUUUUGUACAAAA
Messenger RNA from Columba livia (rock pigeon), 4008 nucleotides. RefSeq names its product frizzled class receptor 1 (gene FZD1). Gene Ontology annotation, molecular function: Wnt receptor activity; Wnt-protein binding. Gene Ontology annotation, cellular component: plasma membrane. Bases 327 to 2117 code for a protein of 596 amino acids. The record is from RefSeq and is a predicted model, not a curated record. NCBI's taxonomy places the organism in Eukaryota, Metazoa, Chordata, Aves, Columbiformes, Columbidae. Gene Ontology annotation, biological process: non-canonical Wnt signaling pathway; canonical Wnt signaling pathway. The transcript has a single exon.